GCAACCUUUCAGAGUAGUGAAGAUGUUCCUCAAGAAGACAACCGAACCGGAACCGCUCCAAGUGGCCUUCAGGAUGAUGUCCUUUGCCGGCUUGCAUGAGCCCAACAGCAUUUGGCGGUACUUUUUCGCCAUCAGUUGGCUGGUCGGAAACAAUAUCCUUCCGAAGGCGCUUUUUGGUUCCGGUAUGGAGGGAUUCGAUUCCGUCGCCCGAAACCUUGCUGAGUUGAUCUUUUUCGGGGACGUGUGCAUCGCUGUUGGGAUAUUCGUGACUCGCCGACGACCUUUCGUGCGGAUGGUUCAACUUUUGAAGGAGAUCUUCGAACGGUACAAAUCUCGUGAGUGUGUCGACGAGAUUCACCGGUUCAAUCGUCGGAUGGACAGAUUUGCAAAAGGAUACAUCGCGUACAUAUCCCUACUGGUUGUAUUGUUUCUCAUCCCACCAAUUUCCUGGACCCUGUACUUGGCGAUUUUCGUAUCAUCAGAUCAAAGAAGACAUUACGUGCUGUUGGUUGAAGUGCAGUACUACUACUUGGAUAUUCGACAAAACAUCGUCCACUACCUUAUCUAUUUCGCGUUCUGCAGUACGGCCACCAUGUGUUCGGCUUACCAAACUUGCAUGAAGGCAGCCAUUUUCCUUACGUCUCUGCAGUACGGAGCCAAGUUGUUCGAAUUGUUACACAUGAGAAUCAACAGCCUUGAUAUGGUGAAGGCCGGCAAAGAACGCCACGAAGAGCUACGACAGAUCAUCGAGUUGCACAAGAUGACGCUGCGGUAUACGGAGCUGUUGGAGGAAACGAUCACAUUCAUUCUGAUCAAUCAGAUCCUGAACUGUAUGGCUAUUUGGUGUCUAAUGAUGGUGUAUCUCUCGUCGAAUUACGGACCGAAUGCUCUCAACGUGAUGGUCUUGUUUCUCGUGCUGAUCGUUGAAAUGGUCGUUUACUGUGUCAACGGGACGCGUCUGAGUGAAAAUGCCCUCAAGGUGAGCGAUGCCAUCUACAACUACAAGUGGUACCAGGAGCCGGCAGCUAUGCAGCGGGAUCUUCGCUUCAUGAUACAACGCGCGCAGAAGCCCUGUGGAGUUACCGCGGCCAAGUUCUACUUUGUGAACAUCGAGCGGUUGGGAAUCGUGGUGCAGGCUUCGUACUCGUACUAUUUGAUACUGAAGAAUCGAUUUUGAACGAGAUUUUGGACCAAAUUCUAUGACAUAUGCUAUACUACCGCAAGAUCGAGGAAUUAAUCUAAGCACUUUGAUUGCACCCUAAGCUUUGCUAAGCAUGGCUUUGCUUUGAAGCCGCGGAUUCUAACCACUCGGCUGCUCAAUUAAACGAAAAAAAAAAAUGCAAAUUGAUUUCUCUGGAUUCUAGAUGGCUAUAACAUCUCGCAAUUGUUUGAUUGUAGUCAUUUGAUGAAGUUGCUAUCAUAAUUCAUAGGCAAAUAUUGCUCAUGCAUUAAUUCGCAGUGCAAUUUCAACGAUGAGUGAUCUUCAGGAUAUUUCUCGAUUCAAUACCCUG
This is a messenger RNA of Aedes aegypti (yellow fever mosquito), 1511 nucleotides long. RefSeq names its product odorant receptor Or2 (gene Or29). The transcript is spliced from 3 exons. Gene Ontology annotation, biological process: detection of chemical stimulus involved in sensory perception of smell; sensory perception of smell. Bases 23 to 1177 code for a protein of 384 amino acids. The record is from RefSeq and is a predicted model, not a curated record. Gene Ontology annotation, molecular function: odorant binding; olfactory receptor activity. Gene Ontology annotation, cellular component: plasma membrane. NCBI's taxonomy places the organism in Eukaryota, Metazoa, Arthropoda, Insecta, Diptera, Culicidae.